Molecule: messenger RNA, 2352 nt
Organism: Saccoglossus kowalevskii
Lineage: Eukaryota; Metazoa; Hemichordata; Enteropneusta; Harrimaniidae
Product: mucin-2-like
Source: RefSeq, a predicted model, not a curated record
AUGUCUCGGGGAAGUGUACGUCGUAUUGCUAUAUGGACUCAUCCUCGCAGUCUAUCCACUGUCCUCUCACAAUGUCUAGCUGGAAGAGAUGACACCAUUUGUUUCCACGAACCAUUUGGUAUGCCGUAUUUCAAUGACGUAGCUCACUAUAUGGUACAUCCAGAUUAUGUAGAACCUGGUCAAAAAUACAACAAUGUUAAACGAAUGCUGGAAGCAGACUACGCAGGGAAAAAUGUAGUUGCUUUCAAGGAUAUGGCUGUGUAUAUGUACGGUCAAUUUCACCAAAUACCAUCCGGAUUCACUCACGUCUUUCUGAUCCGAGAGCCAGUACGAUGUAUAAACAGUGUUGCUAAUUUGAAAACUUCAUAUAAUAGAGAUCAAUCAUGGAUAUCGAUGCUUCAAUGGAAUAUCAACCCUGUAUAUCGUCUAUAUCAAUAUGUCACGGAAGUACUGAAACAGGAGCCUAUAAUCAUAUAUGCGUAUGACUUGUCUCACCAUCCUGAGAAGAUAUUAAAGAUACUGUGUCAGAAGGUUGACAUUCCAUACACGAAAAGCAUGCUUACAUGCAAACCUCGUAAUAUGAACGGAUGGCACAACCACUGGAAGGAGAACAACUACCGUGAGCAGAUAUUUAGUAAAGCGCUUGACAGUACUUGCUUUAGACCUCUGCCUGAUAAAGAUGAGUUGAUGGAUGCAUCUAUUUUAUCGCAUGAUGAUAGAAUCACUCUUGAAAAAUCUACUCACGUUUAUGAAAUGUUAUACAAAAAGCGCAUCAAACCAACGGAUUGUGACGUCAUGUUAAACCAAACAGCAGACUCAACGGAUGUGAAUUAUACUACGCUUGAUGCAUCAAUAACAGAACUUAUUUUGACGACUCAGAAUUCUUCACCUAUCAAAGAAAACACAAUUCAAUUAGAAAACAUCACGGCGACCGUAAUCGAAACAUCGUCAGUGGGCUAUAUAUCUGAAUAUGAAGCAACUUUAGUGGAAACUGCAUCGCUCAGCGAAACACGAUUGUCAACCGAAAUAACUACUAACGUACCUGCCACUGGUGUUGAAACAAGGACACAAACACUACCAUAUACAUCAAUAGAAAUGACAACUGAAUUGAAAAGCAAUGAAGUUGAAAGAGAGACACAAACACUACCAUAUACAUCAAUAGAAAUGACAACUGAAUUGAAAAGCAAUGAAGUUGAAAGAGAGACACAAUCACUACCAUAUACAUCAACAGAAAUGACAACUGAAUUGACAGACACUGAAAUAGAAAAAGAUACACUACCAAUUACAUCAACAGAAAUGACAACUGAAUUACUUUCUGCUGGAGUUGAAACAAAGACAUAUACACUAUCAUACACGUUGACUGAAAUUGAAACAGAGGUUUAUACACAAACAGCAAAAGAAGUGGUAACAGAAAUGUCUUCCAGUAAAGAAGAAGUGGAGAUAUAUACACUACCGUACAGCCCAACUGUAAUGACAACACAAUUGAUAAACACUGCAGUUGAAACAGAAACUUAUGAACCACUAUAUACAUCAUUAGAAAUGACAACUGAAUUGACAGACACCGGAGUUGAAAGAGAGACACAGACACUACCAUAUACAUCAUUAGAAAUGACAACUGAAUUGUCGGACACUGGAGUUGAGACAGAGACACCUAAAGUAACACAUACAACAACAGAACUGACAACUGAUUUCACUGGAGUUGGGACACAGACACAUACACUACAGUAUCCAGAAACAGAAAUGCCAACAGAAUUACCUACCACUGAAGUUGAAACAGAGACAUAUACACAACAGGAUACAGCAACAGAAAAGACAUAUACACAACAGUAUACAGCAACAGGAAGCACAAUAGAAUUGUCGAGCACUGAAGUUGAAACAGAGACAUAUACACAACAAUAUACAGCAACAGAAAGAACAAUAGAAUUAUCGAGCACUGAAGUUGAAACAGAGACAUAUAGACAACAGUAUCCAGCAACAGGAAGCACAAUAGCAUUUUCAAGUUCUGAAGUUGAAAAAGAGACAUAUACACAACAAUAUACAGCAUCAGAAAUGCCAACAAAAUUACCUACCACUGAAGUUGAAACAGAGACAUAUACACAACAAUAUACAGCAACAGGAAGCACAAUAGAAUUAUCGAGCACUGAAGUUGAAACAGAGACAUAUACACAACAAUAUACAGCAACAGGAAGCACAAUAGAAUUAUCGAGCACUGAAGUUGAAACAGAGACAUAUACACAACAGUAUACAGCAACAGGAAGCACAAUAGAAUUAUCGAGCACUGAAGUUGAAACAGAGACACAUACACAACAAUAUACAACAACAGGAAAGCACAAUAGAAUUAUCGAGCACUGA